AUGUCCGUAUCACAGCCGCAAAUCGUGGAUGGAAUCGAGUUGAAUCAGAUAUUCAAGGGCUUACGGUCGAACAGUGAGGAUGAGCGGAACCGAUACGCCAUUGAAUUAAGAAAUCACUUGGAUUCGGUGGCUCGAGAUUUGACGCUCGAGCAUUUCAACAGAUACAUAAAUGUUAUUAAUAAAACUAUCUUUGAGCUCUCCAAUGCUCCUGACAAUGCUUCCAAGUUUGGAGGUAUUGCUGCCAUUGAUGCCUUGAUUGAUUUCAACUCUGGAAUAGGUGAAGAAAAUGCCACCAAAACCGCCAGAUUUUCUCACUACCUUUACCCAUUAACAUUAUCCAACGAUUUGGCUGUUAUGAAGCAAGCCACCAAAACUUUAGGGAAGCUUGCAAUACCUGGGGGUCCCUUGACGGCGGACUUUGUCGAAUACGAAGCAAAAAAGGCCAUUGAAUGGUUACAGAAUGAAAACAAUCAGCAUGACCAAAGAAGGCAUACGGCUAUAUUGAUGUUGAACUCCUUGGCAGACAAUUCCCUGAAUUUAUUAUACAAUCUUGUGGGCCAGAUCUUGGAGCAACUAUGGACGGAAUUGAAGGACCCCAAAUUAGAUAUCCGUGUGGAUUCUGCUGCCACUUUACAAAGGUGUUUGGCCAUAAUAUAUGAUCGAGAUGUCAAUGCCAGAAGAUUUUGGGUAAAACAUUUCUUUGAUGUGGCCUCCAAGGUCUUGAACGAUACUCCUUCAACAAAUGGCGUCGACCAUAGCAAUGGUCUGAAUGGUGAUAGUAAUGGCUACGCCAUGAUACCCACUCCCAAUGGAACUCAAUCAUUUGCUGCUAUUCAUGGUGCGUUAUUGGUAUAUCGGGAGUUAUUGAAGUAUAAGAACGACCAGUUUAUUGCUUCUCGGUUCGAAAUGCUUUACGAAAACACAAUAAUCUACAAAUACCAUAAUAAAGCUGUGAUUAGACAGGAGCUUACAAAUAUUUUUCCUUUGGUUUGUCUGGUUAAUCCAGAGAUGUUUGUUGAAAAGUAUUUGCAUAAGAUCUUGUACUACUAUUUAUCACAAUUGAAGAAGCUCAGAAAGGAGUAUAAGGAACCUGCUUGUCUUGAGAAGAGUUGCAUAUUCCGUAGCAUUGGUUCCAUUGCAUUAGAAGUUGGAAAUCAAAUGGCCACUUACUUGGAUGCUAUUUUAGAUAAUAUCAGAGAAGGACUUUCAUACCCAACCAAUUCAACAUAUAGGGCCAGUAGGAAAGAAACUGAACCAGCAAUCUUCGAUUGUAUUGGGAAGUUAUCGAUAUCAGUUGGGCCAGCUUUGACAAAGCAUUUGCAGAGAGACAUUCUUGAUAUGAUUUUCAGCAAUUGUUCCCUUUCCAAGCAUAUGCAAGAUGUGUUGCAAACCUUGAGCACCAAUAUUCCUGUACUUACCAAUGUGAUUAACACAAAACUUUUAAACUUAUUGAAUCUAGUGCUUUCAGGUGUUACGUUUCAGCCCCCAGGGUCUCCUUAUGGUACCACCAAAAUGAACGAGUCUUUGGCCAAGGAUUAUAGAUUGAUUAUGAUCUCAAGGGAUACAGGAAUGAGCAUCAACAGUAUUUUGAAUAACCAAGAAGUUUACGAACAGUACGAGUGUAACAUUUUAGUCCAAGCACUUCAAAUGCUUGUGUACUUCAAAUUCGAAGGAUACCAGUUGAAUGAGUUUGUCAGGUAUUGUACCAUUACUUAUCUCCAAAAUCCUAUCCCCAGGGUUAGACAAACAGCUGUUGUGGCUUCUUGUGAAAUAUUUAUUAAUGACCCCAUUUGCGAACAAGUGAGUGUCAAUGCGUUAAAUGCUGUGAAUGAAGUUCUUGAUAAGGUUCUUACCAUUUCCAUAACUGAUCCAUAUCCAGAAAUUCGUUUGGAAGGGAUAACUUGCAUAAGUAAUGCUAGAUGCUUUGACCCGCAGUUAUCUCAACCAGAGAAUCUUAGGCUUUUAUUUAUUGCCUUGAAUGAUGAGGUAUUCAGUGUACGAAAGAUUGCCAUCACACUUUUGAGUCGACUUUCUUCCAUAAAUCCAGCAUAUAUUGUCCCUUCAUUGAGGAAGACUUUGAUUCAAUUAUUAUCUCGACUUGAGUAUUCCACAGCUAGUAGAAAGAAAGAGGAGAGUGCUACUUUGUUGUCAUUAUUGAUUGCCAAUUCGAAAGACUUAACGAAACCUUAUGUGAAACCCAUUGUCGAAGGGCUUUUGCCAAAAGCGAAAGAUCCCAAGUCUUCGGUGGCUGCAAGCGCUAUAAAGUGCUUAGGCGAACUAGCUGUAGUAGGUGGAGAAGACAUGAAACCUUUUAUCCCCGAUUUGAUGCCCUUGAUCAUCGAUACCUUUCAAGAUCAGAGUUCCUCAUACAAGAGAGAUGCUGCUUUGAAAGCAUUAGGUCAACUUGCAAGUUCUUCAGGCUAUGUGAUUCAACCUCUUUUGGACUACCCUCAAUUGUUGGGAAUGUUGGUUAACAUUCUCAAAUCAGAAGCAUCUCCAACAGUAAGAAGAGAAACGGUUAGGUUAUUGGGAAUUCUUGGUGCUUUAGAUCCUUAUAAGCACCGUGAAGUGGAACAAAGUUCAAAGACUAUUUCUGCAGAACAGAACGCUCCACCAAUUGACGUGGCUUUGUUGAUGCAGGGAAUGUCUCCAUCCAACAGUGAAUAUUAUCCUACAGUUGCCAUUACCAAUUUAAUGAAAAUUUUGAAAGAUCCUUCCCUCAAGAUUCACCACAGCAAAGUUAUUCUAGCUAUUAGGUAUAUUUUCCAAACUUUAGGGUUGAGAUGUGUUUCUUUCCUUUCCCAGAUCAUCCCCGGUCUCAUAAAUGUCAUGCAUACUUGUGAGCCGGCAAUGACCAAAUUCUAUUUCCAACAGUUGGGUGCAUUGAUCCUCAUUGUUAAGCAGCACAUCAGACCAUUUCUUAAAGAUAUUUUAGGUGUUGCCAAAGAAUUCUUCGAUUUGAACGAUGAGAAUAACGUUGCUGUGAUUAUCAUCAAUCUUAUUGAAUCUAUUUCGAGAGCAUUGGAUGGGGAAUUUAAGAUGUAUUUACCAGAAGUGUUGACUUUACUCUUGAACGUCUUCGACAAGGACAAGUCUCCAGAAAGAGAAACCACUUUGCAAGUCUUAAAAUGUUUUGUUAUAUUUGGUGGAAAUAUUGAGGAAUACGUCCACAUUAUUAUACCUAGUAUUGUUAAGAUGUUUGAGAGUGGCUCUGUGCCAUUGAGAAAGGCAGCUAUUGAGUCAAUAGGAAGACUUUCUAAGACUUUGCUUUUGAAUGAUAUGGCUUCGAGAAUUGUACAUCCACUUAUUAGGGUGAUGAAACAGGAUAAUGAGGAAUUGAAAACUGCCACCAUGAAUACUAUGUGUUACUUACUUGUUUCUCUAGGAACGGAGUUUACUGUAUUCAUUCCAUUAAUCAAAUCGGUCAUGUACGAGAAUAAGAUUACCUCACCAACUUUUGAUCAAUUAGUGAAUAAACUUGUCCAUGGAGAUCCAUUACCUGCUCAACUUAGCAUCUACAAAGAUUAUGAAAUCCACAUGAGCCACUUUGAUGUACCCAGUUCAGAUGUACUGCUCAAGAAACUAGCAUUCAACCAAGCUGCUUUGAAAUCAGUCUGGGACCCAAGUCAGCACAGAACAAGAGAGGACUGGCUGGAAUGGAUCGCAAAAUUGAGUAAGGAGUUACUAAGGCACAGUCCAUCGCACGCUAUGAGAGCAUGUGCUCCUUUGGCAACUGAUUACUAUCCGUUAGCCAAAGAUUUGUUCAAUGCCAGUUUUUCGAGCUGUUGGAAUGACCUUUAUUCUCAGAACCAAGAGGAGUUAGUCGAGUCUUUAUGCAUUGCCUUAUCGUCUCCCAACAACCCCCCUGAAAUUCAUCAAAUCUUAUUGAAUCUUGCUGAGUUUAUGGAACAUGAUGAUAAAUCCUUGCCGAUCGCCAUCACUACUUUGGGCCAAUAUGCUCAGAGGUGCCAUGCUUAUGCAAAGUCAUUACAUUACAAAGAGUUGGAAUUUUACGAAGAGCCAACCACUUCUACAAUUGAAGCUUUGAUUUCCAUUAACAAUCAAUUGCAACAGUCAGAUGCUGCUGUUGGUAUUCUUAAGCAUGCUCAAAUGCAUCAUGAUCUCCAAUUGAAAGAAACCUGGUUUGAAAAGUUGCAGAGGUGGGAUGAUGCUUUAAGAGCUUACAAUGAAAGAUCGAAAACUGAACCUGAUAACAUGGAAAUCACUAUGGGUAAAAUGAGAUGUCUUCAUGCUCUUGGAGAAUGGGAGCAGCUCUCAGACUUGGCCCAAAGUAAAUGGAGUGGAACUUCUAGUGAUACACAAAGGAAUAUUUCCCCAUUGGCAGCAGCAGCUGCUUGGGGUCUUGGCCAAUGGGACAGAAUGGAAGAAUACAUACAAGUUAUGAAGUCAGAAUCACCGGAUAGGGCUUUCUUCAAUGCAAUUUUGAGCUUACACAGAAACAACUUUGAAGAUGCUUCUAAUCUAAUUCUCAAAGCCAGAGAUUUAUUGGUAACAGAAAUAACAGCCUUGGUAAGUGAGAGUUACAACAGAGCCUAUGGUGUUGUAACACGAGUGCAAAUGUUAGCUGAGUUGGAGGAAAUCAUAAAAUACAAAUGCUUACCUCAGGGAUCUGAAAAGAGAGCUGUCAUGAGGAAAACAUGGAAUACAAGAUUGCUUGGAUGUCAACGGAAUGUUGAUAUUUGGCAAAGAAUGUUAAAAGUAAGAGCUUUGGUAAUAAAACCCAAACAGGAUAUGGAGAUGUGGAUCAAAUUUGCCAAUUUGUGCAGAAAGUCAGGAAGGCUUAACUUAGCUGAGAAAUCUUUAAACUCCUUGUUGGAAGAGGGAUCACCAGAAAACCCUCUGAGAGCCCCACCUCAAGUUGUAUAUGCUCAAUUGAAGUAUAUGUGGGCUAAAGGACAACAAAAGGAGGCCUUACGCCAUUUGGUAGAUUUUACUACGAGGAUGUCUCAGGAUUUGGGGUUGAAUCCAAAUGAUUUGAUAACUCAACCACUUCCUUCUGAAGGCCCUGGUAUUCCAAAACAUGUUGAAGAGUACACAAAACUUUUAGCCAGAUGUUUCUUAAAGCAAGGUGAAUGGCAGAUAGCUUUGAAUUCUCAGUGGAAGUCUGAACUGUCAGAGAUUAUUUUAGGUGCAUACUUGUUGGCUACGCAUUUCGAUGAUAAAUGGUAUAAGGCAUGGCAUAAUUGGGCGCUUGCUAACUUUGAGGUUAUUUCUUCGUUCACGGCCCAUAACAACAAUAUAGCUGAGAUUCAACCGUCUGCUGAACUAAGCAAUGAAGAUGAUCAAAACAAAGAGCAUCCUCAGAACCAACAAGAAAUCAGAGCUACCACGAUUCCUAUGGAAGCAGUUCAAAGACAUGUGGUUCCCUCUAUCAAAGGGUUUUUCCAUUCCAUUGCACUUUCAAGUUCCAAUUCCUUACAAGAUACUUUAAGAUUAUUAACAUUGUGGUUUAACUUUGGUGGUAUUCCGGAUGCAGCUCAAGCGAUCAACGAAGGAUUCAAUAUGGUAAAAAUUGAUACUUGGUUGGAAGUAAUUCCUCAGCUUAUUUCACGUAUUCAUCAACCCAAUCCUGUUGUUAGUCGUUCUUUAUUUGGUUUGUUAAGUGAUUUGGGAAAAGCUCAUCCACAAGCUUUGGUUUAUCCUUUAGCUGUGGCAGUCACGUCUGAGUCUAUCAACAGAAAGAAAGCAGCUAUGUCUAUAAUUGACAAGAUGAGGAUUCACUCUCCAUUACUUGUGGAACAAUCUGACCUUGUUAGUAAUGAGCUUAUCCGUAUUGCUGUAUUGUGGCACGAACAGUGGUAUGAAGCUUUGGAAGAUGCUUCCCGUUUGUUUUUUGGUGAUCAUAACACAGAAAAGAUGUUUGAAGUUUUGGAGCCGUUGCACUUGAUGUUACAGAAGGGACCAGAAACCAUGAGAGAGACGUCUUUUGUUAAUGCUUUCGGUAGAGAGUUGGCUGAUGCUUACGAGUGGAUAUUGAAUUACCGUAAAACAAAAGACAUCACUAAUUUGAACCAAGCUUGGGAUAUCUACUACAAUGUUUUCCGCCGUAUUGGUAAACUGCUCCCGCUGUUAACAAGUUUGGAAUUGCAAUAUGUUUCUCCAAAGUUGGAUGAAGCUCGUGAUUUGGAAUUAGCAGUUCCGGGAUUCUCUGAAGCUGGUAAACAUAUUACUAAAAUUGCAAAGUUUGAACCUACAAUUCCUGUUAUUUCAUCUAAACAAAGACCUAGAAAAAUUGAAAUUCGUGGAGAUGAUGGUAAACAUUAUUUCUUUGUCCUUAAAGGCCACGAAGAUAAUCGUCAAGAUAACUUGGUUAUGCAGCUCUUUGGAUUGGUAAAUACCUUACUUUCUAACGAUCCUGAAUGUUUCAAACGUCACUUGGACAUUCAACGGUUUGCUGCCAUUCCGCUUUCUCCAAAGGUAGGAUUACUUGGAUGGGUUCCUAACAGUGAUACUUUCCACGUAUUGAUUAGAGAAUACCGAGAAUCAAGAAAGAUUUUAUUGAAUAUUGAGCAUAGAAUCAUGAUUCAAAUGGCACCUGAUUAUGAGAUUCUUACUCUUCUUCAGAAGGUUGAAGUUUUCACUGGGGCAUUGGACAAUACUAGAGGUCAAGAUUUGUAUAAAGUUCUUUGGUUAAAGUCUAAAUCGUCUGAAGCUUGGUUAGACCGUCGUACCACCUACACAAGAUCUUUGGCCGUCAUGUCAAUGGUAGGGUACAUAUUAGGGUUGGGAGAUCGUCACCCUUCGAAUUUAAUGUUGGACAGAAUUACUGGUAAGGUUGUCCACAUUGAUUUCGGUGAUUGUUUCGAAGCCGCCAUUUUGAGAGAAAAGUAUCCUGAAAAAGUUCCAUUUAGACUCACAAGAAUGUUGAACUACGCUAUGGAAGUUAGUGGUAUUGAAGGUUCAUUUAGGAUUACUUGUGAACAUGUAAUGAGAGUGUUGAGAGACAAUAAGGAGUCAUUGAUGGCUAUUUUAGAAGCUUUUGCUUAUGAUCCAUUGAUAAAUUGGGGCUUCGACUUCCCUACCAAAGCUGUGGCUGAAGCAACUGGUAUUAAGGUGAACCAAGUCAACGUUGCAGAGUUAUUGAGAAGGGGUCAAAUUGAUGAUGAAGAAGCGGCGAGAUUAAACAAACAGAACGAGUUGGAAAUCAGGAAUGCCAGAGCUGCUCUCGUCUUGAAGAGAAUUACUGAUAAAUUGACUGGUAAUGACAUUAAAAGAUUGAAAGGAUUAGACGUUCCAACACAAGUUGAUAAACUUAUUCAACAAGCUACAAGUGUUGAGAAUUUAUGUCAGCAUUUUAUCGGGUGGUGUUCUUUCUGGUAACCUGCUCAGCUUGUUAAACUAUAUUCUAUUAUACACUAGUAUACUAAUAAAAGUAUUUUCGUUUCAACUUAAGCAAUUUUCUUUGAUGCGUUUGUGAAUCCGACACCUUUGAUUGAAAGAAUGAAUCCAUCGUCACUGUCAUCCUCCUUCAAAAAUGCCUCUGUGCCUAACACAGUCUUUAUAUCUCUGAGAAGCCAAAUCAAGUUCUCAUCGACUUGGUUUUUGUGAAUCUUCAUUCUUCCCACAUCUUCUUUCCCAAUGGCCAUGAAACAGGUAGCCAUCAUUAGUUGUCUUCUGCCAACUACAGAACUUUGGGAAAGCUCCUCUAAAAGCUUAUAGGAAACUUCUUUGGCCAAAUCUUCCGGAAGGCUUCCAGGCGUCCCAACUCCAUCGGUAAAUAUUCUCCAUCCCUGUUUCAGUUCAGCCACAAGAAUAAGACCAAAACCUGGAGACUUUCCACUAUUGUCUCCUCUCCAAACGUCUGCUGAAAUGUUCACUUGGACUCCUGUCGGACGAAGAACUUCACAUACUUGUUCGAUAAUUCUAUUCACCACUGAAGGAGAAACACGAGCACAGUGGGCAACACCACGAAUAGCAGAAAACUUUGGCUCUUCGAGGGCAUGGAUUGUUAAUGGUUGAGGUAUCAACGAAUUACAUCUUAAAUGUACUUCACCUCCUCCUACUGGAGGAGCACCUUUUUUCAAUAUGUGUAUAGAUACUUCACGAAUACCGAAUUUUUCCAUUAAGGGAAUCAUCCCCCAUUUCAAGCUAUCGAUUUCGAUGUCAUUGGAUCCCAAACUAGUUAAUCCUUUGAAAAUAAUGGAGAAUUUCUUCUUAGAAAAUGGUGCAAGCAUUAACAUUGGCUCUAGAAAGUAACUGAUGGGUUUUCCAUGGGGGCAGUUAUGAGUCAACUCCCCACCAGUUAUUAUGCCUGGCCGAAAUAUCACGGUUGUACCGGUGUAAGAAAUUUCAAUUUGUGACCCGUUUGUGGUGGCUUCAAGUAGUCUUAAGAAAGAUACUUCGUGAUCUUUCAAACCUGGAUUUAAUUCAGUUGAUCUAAUUUUAGCAAUCUUAAUGGGGGUACCGGCCAAGGUAGCUAACACAAGACGGAAUCGAAAGUUACGGAUACCUUCAAACGUAGCAAUUUUAGCUCCCUUAUUAGACAUAUUAGUGUUGGAGUAGAUUUUUCAAU
Messenger RNA from Yamadazyma tenuis ATCC 10573, 8533 nucleotides. The record is from RefSeq and is a predicted model, not a curated record. NCBI's taxonomy places the organism in Eukaryota, Fungi, Ascomycota, Pichiomycetes, Serinales, Debaryomycetaceae.